CUUCACGACGACCAACUUGCGACCCAGAAUCCCUCAUCUUCAACUGUGGUGUGAGUGUUUCUUUUUUCCAUCGAUCUGUGCUGUGUGUCUGUCCCCUAGAGAGAGUCCCUAUCACCAUGGCGGAGACUACCGAACCACAGAAGCUACGCAAGUCCGUCGCCUUUAGCGAAGGUACCGUCAUCAUGGAUACCAAAGGAGAGGUCACAGAGGCGCCUCAGGUUGAGAAGCCUGUCGCCGAAGAGGCCGGCGACAAGUCCGUCGACGAGGUCACCGAGAUGUUCAAGGGCCUGACGAAAAAGAAGAAGAGCAAGAAGCCCAAGGAGGGCGAGGCCGGCGAAGGCGACGAGGAGACCCCCACAGCGGCCGGCGACGAGUUCGACCCGACGGCGCUGAAGAAGAAGAAGAAGAAGAAGACCAAGAAGGUGGACGACUUCGAGGCCAAGCUGGCCGAGGCCGGCAUGGGCGAGCGCGAGGAGACCGCCGACGGCGAGCCCAAGGAGGAAGAGCUGCCCGAGGGCGAUCUCGAGGCCGGCACGGGCAUCUGGGCCCACGACGCCACGCAAUCCAUCCCCUACUCGCUGCUCGUCUCGCGAUUCUUCUCCCUCAUCCAGAGCCACCACCCGGAUAUGCUCUCCAGCGGCACCAAGUCCUACAAGAUCCCGCCCCCGCAGUGUCUGCGUGAGGGUAACCGUCGUACCAUCUUUGCCAACAUUGCCGAUAUCUGCAAGCGCAUGAAGCGGUCCGACGACCACGUCAUGCAGUUCCUGUUCGCGGAAUUGGGUACCAGCGGUAGUGUGGACGGUUCGCGACGAUUGGUCAUCAAGGGUCGUUUCCAGCAGAAGCAGAUUGAGAACGUCCUGAGAAAAUACAUCGUCGAAUACGUCACCUGCAAAACCUGCCGCAGCGGCGACACUGAGCUCAACAAGGGCGAGAACCGUCUGUACUUCGUCACCUGCAAUUCGUGCGGUUCUCGUCGUUCCGUCGCGGCCAUCAAGACCGGUUUCCGUGGCCAAGUCGGCCGCAGAAAGAGACAGGGUUAAACGGGCUCAAAAAAGCUUUUUGUCUUUGUCCUAUUUUGUUUUCUUGGGGAAGAGGUUGUGUGUACGGAAGCAGAGCUGGCUACCUCGUGUAGCGUCCCCCCUCUUUACUCUUACUCUCUCUCUUCCUGGCGAUUCACGGUUUUUGAUUCUCCCCCAUUACUUCUUUCGUACAAAGAUUUUCUUCUUAUGUUUCUUGCCUUCUCGUUGUGGGUCGUGUUAAGUGUGGGGGGAACGAAAUUUUGUUGGCUAAGAGGUUAGUGUUAGGGGUAGGAGAUGGGGGAGUUCCUUAAAAGCUUUCAGAGACGAUGUGAAGAUUUAGCAUGGCAUCAAUGAAAUGACUGGUACAU
Aspergillus campestris IBT 28561 is the source of this 1387-nucleotide messenger RNA. RefSeq names its product translation initiation factor eIF2 subunit beta. Lineage: Eukaryota; Fungi; Ascomycota; Eurotiomycetes; Eurotiales; Aspergillaceae. Bases 117 to 1040 code for a protein of 307 amino acids. The transcript is spliced from 4 exons. Gene Ontology annotation, cellular component: eukaryotic translation initiation factor 2 complex. Gene Ontology annotation, biological process: formation of translation preinitiation complex; formation of cytoplasmic translation initiation complex; translational initiation. The record is from RefSeq and is a predicted model, not a curated record. Gene Ontology annotation, molecular function: mRNA binding; translation initiation factor binding; translation initiation factor activity.